AAUUUGAAGCGUUCCAUAAAGUGCUUCUAAAAAGUGUAGUCUCAUUUUCCCGUACUGAUAUCUAAAAUCAGAUUUGGUUAAAACAUAAAUAUUGAUAUGCCUGCUGGUUGCUAGGAACUUAGGCUUGGCGCAAAUCAAUAGUGGUCGUUUACAAGAUUUAUGAUCGGCACAAUGCAUUCGCUAACUUAACAUUUUAGUAAGGCAUAGUAAAUAAGAUAUUUAUAAAUAGGUAGCUUAUUUAUAUUCUUAUAUUCAUUCAGCCAUUAUUGCAUGCAGUGCAUACCUACAGCGUUGUAACCAAAAACAGAUGACGUCCCGAGCACGUCUCACUUCACACCCGAGGAAUGUUGCUAGCUCACAAACUUUUCCCAGUAUUCGCAUUUUAUGUUAAAUGUCUAAACGCCUGUUCGAAAUCAACUUAAGUGUAGUGGUUUUUGAUGCUUCAAUAUAAGUCGUGUACAUAGAUUCUGUAUGUUCUUAAUUCUGUAGCUUUAAAAUUAGCUCUCUAUCUAAACACCUUUUCAAUAAAAAAAUUAUUAAAAGGGCCAGAAACGCAGGGCCUUGAAUAAAAAAAAAAGAUAAAUAAACUAGAUUAAAAAUCAUAACAAACGAUCUAUGGUGUUGUUUAGAUUUUAAAACUGAUAGUAAAAAGUAUCGUAAUUAUUUUGAAAUCUGAAUACUUUCUUUAUAAUGUGUUACAAAUUAGUCCUAACUUUUAAUUAUUUCUCAGUUUAUAAUAUCAGAAGGGAUAAUAAAUGGAUUUAAUAAAGUUUUAACAAGAAUAUCCACAUCAGUAAGUACCAAUAAUGUCAUAAAUUCCUCAUGAUGAUGGAGGAAGAAGCGAAGGUUUCUUUAGCUACUAACCACCUUCUUAUACCUAAGAAGGAAAUUGUCGAAGAACUCGAGAUCACAUUUGAAAAGGAUCACAAAGAUAACACAAAGUUUAUUGUUCCCAAAGAGGAACUGUCCAACUCCAGUUUACACCUUGAUGAUGUAUAUACUGAGGCGGACCCGUUAAGAGCUAUUAAGAGUGAACAAAUGUCAAGUGAUGAUGAGAUCAAUAGGUUGGAACCCAGUGAAAAGACAACAGAUGUGUGUAUGGAUAUUGCAGCAGUAUACAUUAAGACUGAACCGAAUGCUGAAGCUAGUAUCUCUGCGGACAGUUCCCAAAACCUCUGCCCUCCACUGCUGGAGGAGUGCCCGCAGACAAAGCACGGGACUAGUAGAGACAUUUUGAGCGCAGUUCCCGCGUACCAUUCUAGCGAAUCCGACAGUGAAGGGGUAAAGCGAGCGAAGAAACAGAGGCGGGACAAGAAAUGGAUCGUCAUCAACCAGUACCCAAACGCGGAGGAGGCUGAGAGCUUCGUAAAAUCCGAGAGCACCUGGUCGCGUAACUAUACGCGUACGUGUGAAGACGGUACGAAGAAGUUUUACAGAUGCAACAGAGUGAAAAAAAGAGGACCCCAGUGCGAUGCCGAGCUCUAUUUCUUGUACGUGAACGAUGGAGAUAAAGUGAUCGCGUAUCAGACGGACUGCGAGCAUAACCACGAUGCUAUUGGCACACGGGACAGUUAUGGUGUUCACGAGAAAACAAAACACGAAAUCGAUAAACUGCUCGGCCUGCGGUUGAAGCCAAAAGGCAUUCUAGCGGCGCUCAGUAAGAUACAAGGAGUGAAAAUGCCAACCAAGAGACAGCUCGAUAACUAUUUAUGCGAUCGCAGAUCGGCGGCGUUCGGGAGGUCUGCUAUUUAUUUGGGGGAAUUAGAGCAAUGGAUACAUAAUCGUACCGCUAUUCCGGAUGACGAUAACGAGGUAUUCGUCAUAAGUAACCACAGAACAGAAGGAAGUGAGCCCAGUUUCCGAUUCGCUCUAUCUACGAAGAGAUUGCUCGGGAUGAUACGCUUUACGGACGUCAUGCACGCCGGUGCCACGUAUAAUCUGAUAUGGCAAGGUUUUCCGGUUUUUACAGUUGGUGCUACGGACGGAAAUCGUAAAUUCCAUCCACUUUGCUUGUGGGUCGCGUCGAAUCAGCGCCAGGAAGACUUCCAAGCGAUAUUUGAUGGACUCAAAGAGAAGGUUAUGCUGAUUUAUGACCACGUCAUGCGACCGAGGGUUCUGGUUUGCGAUGGAGCGCACCACAUACAAAACGCAUUCCACGCAGUCUUCGGCGUGGAACCGAUCACCCGCAUAUGUUGGUCACGCACUAAGAAAAAUAUGCAGAAGAUUGUUGCGAAAAUUGUAACGCAUAACGAUCAGAAGAGCGUUUUGGAGGAUAUAGAUUCCCUACAUAACGCUUCAUCGCCCGAAGUAUUUCACGCCGCAGCGCAAGCGUUCCUCACGAAGUGGAAACACGAAACGGUUCUUGUACAGCAUAUAAAAGAGGAAUGGCUGAACAAGAAUUCCAAUUGGUUCCUGGGUGCAGCUCCUUUAUCGCCAUCAACGAAUGACGCUUUGGAAUCGUUUAAUCGAAGCAUCAAAGAGCACAACGCAGUGCGUGAACGGCUACCUUUGGCUAGAUUCCUGACAGUUUCUAUGGAGAUGGUUGGACAGUGGUCGCGAAAAACCUCGCUGCCCGAAGCGAAAACUAUAGAACAAAAAGAAUGGACGGAGGGUUACGUCUGGGCGAAGGAAAACGUCACAACUGAUAUAAUAUCAUCAGAUUCCACGAGUAAAGUAUAUCUAAUUCGGAAUGAAAACGCUGGUAGUAUCGACUGCAAUCAAUCUUGGAGCACUUUUGACGAAUAUAAAAGGCAUAGCAUUGCUUUCCAGAAAACAACGCUGCCAGAUUCAGACUAGGAAAAGGGUUCUUGCGACUGUCCCCAAUUCUUCACAAAGUACAUGUGUAAACAUAUUUUGGGUCUGGCGAUACGGCUCAA
Pararge aegeria (speckled wood butterfly) is the source of this 2876-nucleotide messenger RNA. RefSeq lists its product as uncharacterized. The record is from RefSeq and is a predicted model, not a curated record. The transcript is spliced from 5 exons. NCBI's taxonomy places the organism in Eukaryota, Metazoa, Arthropoda, Insecta, Lepidoptera, Nymphalidae. Bases 823 to 2796 code for a protein of 657 amino acids.